GGCCGUGCCGCCCCGCCCCGGCUUGGCGGCUGCGCGGGCUGAGGGAGCGGCGCCGCCAUGCUGCCCAACACCGGGAAACUGGCAGGAUGUACCCUCUUCAUCACAGGUGCAAGUCGAGGCAUUGGCAAAGCCAUUGCUUUGAAAGCUGCUAAGGAUGGUGCAAACGUUGUGAUAGCUGCCAAGACAGCUGAGCCCCAUCCUACUCUUCCAGGGACUAUCUACACCGCUGCAGAAGAAAUUGAAGCGGCUGGAGGAAAGGCUUUGCCAUGCGUUGUUAAUGUGAGGGAAGAAGAGCAAAUUAUUAGUGCCGUGGAGAAAGCUGUGAAGACUUUUGGAGGGAUCGACAUUCUGGUGAACAAUGCAAGUGCCAUCUCUUUGACUGGCACCUUGGAAACAGCAGCAAAGAAGGUCAAUCUUAUGAUGGAGGUCAAUGUACGAGGAACCUACCUUACAUCUAAAGCAUGCCUUCCCUACUUGAGGAAGAGUAAGAACCCCCAUAUCCUGAACCUUAGCCCACCUCUGAAUCUGAAUCCCAUGUGGUUCAAAAAUCAUUGUGCUUAUACCAUUUCUAAAUACGGGAUGUCCAUGUGUGUCUUGGGAAUGGCAGAAGAAUUUAGAGGAGAAGUUGCUGUCAACGCUUUAUGGCCUAAAACAGCCAUACAUACAGCUGCUAUGGAUAUGCUGGGAGGAGCUGGAAUAGAAAAACAAUGUAGGAAAACAGAUAUCCUGGCAGAUGCUGCAUACUGCAUUUUAACAAAACCAAAAAGCUUCACUGGAAAUUUCAUUAUUGAUGAAGUUUUGCUGCGAGAAGAAGGAGUUAAGGAUUUUGAUGUCUAUGCAAUUGCACCAGGUCACCCUCUGAUACCUGACUUCUUCUUGGAUGCUGAAAUUGACACUACAGCUAUGAAACAAAAAGGAUAUGGUGCUGCCCAAGCAUUGAAAGAGGAGAAAACAGAAUCUGCUCCAGCCAAGCCAUCCGGGCCUGUUGCAGAAACAUUCAGAGUUAUUCAGGGGGCCAUGACUGAAGAGAAUGUGAGAAGUACUCAGGGUGUCUUUCAGUUUGAAUUGUCUGGUGAGGGUGGAGGCACGUGGUAUAUUGACCUGAAGAACAAGGGUGGGAGCACUGGUUUCGGGAAGCCUCCUGGGACAGCCGAUGUGGUGAUGAGCAUGUCGAGUGCUGACUUUGUGAAAAUGUUCACAGGUAAACUAAAGCCAACUAUGGCCUUCAUGUCAGGAAAAUUAAGGAUUAAAGGAAAUAUGGCACUAGCACUGAAGCUUGAGAAGUUGCUUGCACAGCUUAACUCUAAACUGUAAGGGAGAACCCUUGCUAGAAGAACAGUGGCCUUUCAUAUAUAACUACAAUACUGUUUUAAAUUUGUAGUCCUUGUUUUUCUCUGAUGCAAUACAAGAAAUAUGGAUAAAAUGCGAGAUUUUUGUAGGAGAGAUAACUCCAUCUGAUUAAGAGAAGAAAGUGUUUGUGAUUAAACUAACUGCUUCUCAAGAAUACA
Molecule: messenger RNA, 1508 nt
Organism: Myiozetetes cayanensis
Lineage: Eukaryota; Metazoa; Chordata; Aves; Passeriformes; Tyrannidae
Gene: HSDL2
Product: hydroxysteroid dehydrogenase like 2
Exons: 11
Coding region: 58-1314 (418 amino acids)
Cellular component (GO): mitochondrion
Source: RefSeq, a predicted model, not a curated record